AUGGCCGUCUUCAAAUCCACUCCUCUCACCUCCGCUUGGAGCUUCAAGCAGGUCGGCAAUGUCAACGCGCCAGAAUGGACAGAUGGCUUUCUCCCCGUAUCGCAAUUCCCUACCAAUGUACACCUCGACCUCAUCAAGCACGGGAAAAUCCCCGACCCUUAUAUUGGGCUGAACGAGUACGAUGUGCAGUGGGUGGGGGAGCAAAAAUGGCAAUACCGAACAUCUUUUUCCCCUAUGUCUUCCAGCGCAGAAGCUGGCGUCAAAUACGUUCUCCGUUUUGAAGGCUUAGACACAUUCGCAACCGUCUCCCUCAACGAGACGAUCAUUCUCGAGGCCGAUAAUAUGCAUCGGACAUACCGGGUAGAUGUCACUGAGAAGCUUCAACAAGGCACAAACACGAUGGAUAUUCUCUUUGACGUACCUUUGGUUAAAGGUCGAGAACUCAUGGAGCAGUCCAAUCAUCAUGUUGUUCAAUUCAACGGAUCGACCGAGAAAAGCCGUGUCUUUGUCAGGAAGGCCCAAUAUCACUAUGGGUGGAACUGGGGUAUCAAGUUUGUUAAUAUCGCUUUAUUCUCAACAGGGCCCGAACUGAUGACUUGUGGACCGUGGCGCCCCAUCGUGUUGGAAGAAUACUCGGCCAAAAUAUCGGACCUGUCGUCUCACGUCACUAUCAACACAGCGAAUAGGGCCGCUAGCGUCAAGGCUAUCAUUGAGACCGAAUGCUCCCUCCCAGGAGACAAGAUCAAUUUGAGAGCUUGGGGUGUAGACGGCCAGGCUCUCGGUGAGCCUAAUCUCCGGUCGCUACACGAUGAUCGUGCAGAGGUCAUUCUGGAAAUACAAGAUGCUCAAUUCUGGUGGCCUGUCGGCUAUGGAAGUCAACCAUUAUACACUCUGACUGCAGAUUUGAUUCGAAAUGAAAUAGUAGUUUUUUCGAUCUCAAAGAAGAUCGGACUGCGGGAAGCAAAGCUUGUCAGGCAACCAUUCAAAGAUGCUCCUGGAGAAACUUUUUUCAUUGCGAUAAAUGGAGUGUCGAUCUAUUCCAACGGCUCAAACUGGUGUCCAGCAGACCAUUUCGUGCCUAGGGUCACUCCUGAGCGCUACCGCACCCAGCUCAAACUGCUAGCUCAAGGCAAUCAAAACACGAUUCGUGUGUGGGCAGGUGGUGUAUUCGAAGAGGAUAUCUUUUACGACAUCUGCGACGAACUCGGCAUUCUCGUAUGGCAAGACUUCAUGUUCGCAUGCGCUGCAUAUCCGGUACAUGAGAGUUUCAUCCAAAAUAUAACUGCAGAGGUGGAUGAUAAUGUUCGUCGUCUGCGUCAUCACCCUUGUAUCGUUGCAUGGAAUGGCAAUAAUGAAGACUAUCUCUUUGCGGAACUCUUCAAGACAAACUAUGACCCAAAAGAUACCAAUCCAGAGAAUUGGCUUAAUUCAACAUUCCCAGCUCGCUAUAUAUAUGAGGUGGUCUUGCCUGGCCUUUGCCAAACGUUGCUCCCUGGUUCCAACUACCACCCCGGAUCUCCGUGGGGAGGAGCUUCUUUUAAUGAUGCCACCGUUGGAGACACCCAUCGAUGGGAAGUGUGGCACUACCUUCUUCCAUGGCAAAAGUACCCCGAACUGAAGAGUCGUUUUAUAUCCGAGUUUGGAAUGGCCUCCCUUCCACACAUCAAAACUAUUGACUCUUAUCUGAUCGAUUCACCAGCUUUCGAGAGACACCCCCACUCUCGUACUGUUGACGAGCAUAACAAAGAGCACCAGCACGAGCGCAAACUAGCGACAUAUCUGGUCGAGAAUUUCCGCUAUACGUACGAUCUCGAGGAAUACAUUUACAUAUCUCAGUUGAACCAAGCAGAGGCUUUGACAUGCGCUCUCCGGUCGUGGCGUAGAGAAUGGCAGGGCGAAGGGAAAGAGUAUUGCGGUGGAGCUUUAAUCUGGCAGCUGAACAGCACUUGGCAAGUGACCUCAAAGGCGCUCAUCGAUUGGUUUAAUCGCCCCAAAAUGGCAUAUUAUACCGUGAAACGGGACAUGGCCCCUAUCACCUUGGGUAUAAAACGCGAUCAAACCAAAUCUCCUAAAUUCAAGUACACGCGUGCUUUCAUCGAUAAAGUGACAGUAGUUGAGGCUUGGGCGACAAACCUUACACUUGAACUGGCGGGUUUCAUCCUCUCUCUGCAAGUUUUCGAACUCCCAAGCGGCAAAGAGAUCUUCUCGAAGGAAGAGCCUUGCGAGCUGCCACCUAAUCAAUCUUUGGAGAUCUUUCAUGAGAGCUUGUCCGGCUUGGUAACAGACUCUCAAAAGCAAGAUAGGCCACUUGUUGUUUCGGCACGACUGAUUGAUCCAUCCACCAAGAACGUUGUUGCCCGAUGCACAAAUUGGCCCCAGCCAUAUCGCUACCUUGAUAUCCCCACGCCCUUGUUGACUAUUCGGGUUGAAAACGAUCAAAUUUUCGUCAGUACCGAAGAUGUCCCUGUGAAAGGGUUGUGGCUGUACGUGGAAGAUGUGGACACUGUCGAGUUUAGUGACAACUGCAUUGACCUUAUCCCGGGUGACGAGCAAAUCAUCACCACUCGAGGUUUAGACAAGAGCAAAGUUUCAGCCAGAUACUAUGGGAUGAAGAUUUGA
This is a messenger RNA of Penicillium atrosanguineum, 2619 nucleotides long. RefSeq names its product beta-mannosidase. Gene Ontology annotation, molecular function: beta-mannosidase activity. Bases 1 to 2619 code for a protein of 872 amino acids. NCBI's taxonomy places the organism in Eukaryota, Fungi, Ascomycota, Eurotiomycetes, Eurotiales, Aspergillaceae. Gene Ontology annotation, biological process: carbohydrate metabolic process; glycoprotein catabolic process. The record is from RefSeq and is a predicted model, not a curated record. The transcript is spliced from 6 exons.